AUGACUAGUCGUGAAGGAUUAAAUCGAACUCGUUUACGACAAACAAAUCCAAAUGUUGAUCAAGUAUUAACACCAUUAGGACGAAUAUCAUCGACAGUUCCUUCAAUUCCACCUUCAACAAAUCUUAGUUCAAUAUCAUCAACAACAGUUGUACAAAUAUCUGGUAAUGUUCGUGCUGGACGUCGUAAUAAUCCAACAAAUAAUAUUCUUGAAACUGAUUCAAAUUCAAUUAAUGAUAUUGUUACAUUUGAUACAACAUUAUCAACACCAUUAAUAACAUUCGAUGCUGAACAAUUUCGUUCGGAAAUAAAAGCUAAUCGGGAUGAUGAAAAACGUUUAGAACAAUUAGUACUCAAUGCAAUAAAUUAUUUAAUAAUAACAUCAAAACGUUCAACACAACAAAUAGCUGAUUAUACUGUUUUACCAUUUCUUGCAUGGACUGUAUCAUUACAUGGAGAAAUUUUUCGAUUAUCAUCUGUAUUAAAAGCUAUGUGUAAUUUACUUAAAGGAUCAAUAUUAACAAAAACAAUGAAAACAUUUCCAACAAUAAAUAAUGGAAAUAAUUUAGGAUUAACGACAACUCCUUAUACACUUGUUUGUCAUAUACUUUGGCUUGCUUUUAAAGAUCAAACUCAUUGGCCUGAUGAAUUCAUCGAAGUCUAUGUUGAAGAUGCAUUAGGUGAACAAAAUUGGAUAAAAAAUUCUGAUUGUCGAUUAUUUGUUUCAAAUAUUCAAACAGCUUUUAAUACACGUCCAUGUACAUGGAAAUUAGAUCGAUCAAAAAUUUAUCCAACUAUUUCAAGUUCUAAUACACCAACAGCAACAACAACAACAACAGCACAAAUAUUAUCAACAUUAAAUGAUGAUACAAGUAAUGAUAGUAAUAAUAUUAAUGAAUCAUUAUCAUUAACAACAACUGAAUCAGAAUCAUCAAUACAAACAAUGGAUGAUUCAAUUCUUAAUAAUAAUAAUAAUAAUACUAAUAAUAAUACAGAUAAUCAAUUAAUUAUUUCACGUUAUGAAGGACGUACUCAAGCUAUACAAAAUUUAUUACAAACAUUAUUAACAACAAAUGCUAAAAUAAAAUCUACAAGUGGAAAUUCAACAAAUUUAAAUCCUACAAAUACAUCAACAACAUCAUCAACAAGUACAAGUCAACCACAUGAAACAGAUAAAUUACUUUAUUUACUUGAAUAUUUAUGUGGUCUACCUGAUAUACGUUUAUAUAUAUUAUCAAGACUUGAUAUAUGGUUACAAAAUCCCAAAUUAUAUCGUACAGCUGAAAAAUUAAUGAUAAUAUUAUGUGAAAAUUUAACUAAACCACCACCACCAUCAUCAUCAUCAGCAACAACAACAAAUAAUACUAAUAAUCAUUUAUUAACAAAUGGACAUAUAAUAAAUAAUGAUAUAUCAUAUAUAGAUGAACGUGCUAUUGAACAAUUAGUUAAUUUACGUUUUAAAGUACGUGCAUCAAAUGCAACAAGUAAAAUGUAUAUAUUAUGUAUACGUGAAAUGUUAAAAAUUGAUGCUAAUCUUGUUGAUAUAAUUGUACGUUUUAUUGUUCAUAAUGAAUUACAACAACCAAUAUCAAAUUCAUUAACAACAACAAUAACAAGUAAAAAUCCAAAUAAUUUAUCAUUACUUCAUGCUUGUUGUCAAUCACAACCUGAACAUACAUGUCAAUCAUUAGCAUAUACAAUACAAAAUAUUCUUCUUUUAACUAAUGUUACAACAACAUCAAAAGAUUAUGAUAAUUUAUUAAAAUUAAUACGACCAUUUAUACGUGAUCUUAUGCGUUAUGCUAAAAAUGAUUUUGAUACAAUGCGUUUUUGUAUGUAUUUAAUUGAUAUGCAUUAUUCAAAUAAUUUACAACAACAAUUUUGGACUAUGAUUCAACAACAAGAUCCUCCAAGUAAUGAUAUAACAUCACAUCGUUUAUUAAAACGUUUAUUAGAAUGUGAUAUGUCAACACGUGAACGUUUUCUUUAUGCUAUAUGUGAUCUUAUUCCAAUGAUAAUAUUAGCAUCAGCUCAAGCAUUUAAUUCAAUAAACAAUACAACAAAUACAAAUUUAAUAACAACACGUACAUCAAUAACAAAUAAUAAUGAACAAUGGUUAUUAUUUAUACAACGUAUAUCAUAUAUACAAUGUAGUUCAUGUUUAUUUUUUCUUUAUACAUUACCACGUUUAUUUGAUUCAACAUCAACAAUAAAUCCAAUAAAUUAUGUUACAUGUUUAUAUAGUAUAUUAUUUACAGCACAAGUUAAUUCAUAUUUACGUAUUGAAAAUUGGCCACCUGAAGAACCAAUAGGUUUACGUAAUGAUUUAUUUCGUUUAUCAUCAGAAAUUCCAUUACUUGGUGAAACAUUAUAUUUAAUAAUACAAAUUGGUUUAACAACACAAUUUCGUAUAAAUCCAUCAAUUAUUGUUGAUUUAAUUGAUCUUAUUGUACGACGUACAUUAAAUGUUGAACAAAAAAUGUCAAAUGAUUAUAUAUCAAUAUAUCUUCGUAUACCUGAAAAUCGUUGUGAAAUAUUUUUAAAAAAAUUUUUUGAUUUAACACGUUAUCAUAUACCAAUACAAAUACAAUUUCCAUUAACAUAUCAAAUACCAAAAAAUUUAUUUAUAACAGAUAUUUUUUGGAAAACAUGUUUAAUAUGUUUAUUAUUAGCAUCACAUGAUCCACAUAUAUUUGGUCGUUUUAUAUGGUUAUCUGUACCACAAAUACGUUUAUUUAUGGAAAUGUUAUUAACUGGUGAUUAUACAUAUCCACCUAAAUCAAUGAUUGAAACAAAAGAUUAUCUUGAAAAAUUUUAUAUGAAUGAACGUAUACAAUUACGUGAAGAAAAAGAUACAAUAUUAGAAUUAGAAAAAUAUUUAGCAUCACCUAAAAUUAUUGAUGAAACAAAUAGUCAAUUAUUAGGUAAAAUUAUUUUAUUAGAUUUUCAACAAAUAAAACGACCAUCAAGUCAUGAUAAAAACGAAAAAAAUUUUUAUAAUCUUAUACAAGGUUUUAAUAAUUUAUAUAAAUUAUCAUCAAUGUUAUGUCGUUGUCGUUCACCAGAUUUUAUUUUAAAUAUAUUAAAUAGAAAAGAACAACAAAAUAAAAAUAUAUUCGAUUCUCAAACAUCAUGGUUAACUAGUUUAAUUGAUUCAAAUAUUGAUUGUUUAAAUGUUUUUCCAAUUAUUUGUUUAUGUGAUUAUUUUCAACAUAUGAUUAUGAUUUAUAAUAAUAAAAAUAAUAUUAAUACACCAUCGAAAAAAACUUUACAUGCACUUGAAACUAUUUUAAUUAGAUUUAAAUCAAUUAUUAAAUCGGUUAAACAACAAAUUUUAUCUAAUACACAGAAAUCUUCUUCAAAUUCAUCUCAAAUCGAUGAUAUGACAUGUAUAUUAAAUUAUUUUUUCAAUUGUCUCAAUUCAAAUAUAUCAACAAUGCGUUCAAAUGCAUGGUUAUGUUUAUAUAUAAUUUUAAAUGAUAAUCAUCAAAUACAAAAUAUUGAAAAUCUUCUAUCAAAAUAUGAUCAAUUACCUGAAACAUAUAUUGAAUUAAUUCUAUCAACAAUAACACAAUUUAAAUCUUUAGAACAAACACAAUUAUUAGUUAAACAAACAUUAUCUGAAACAUGUCAAUUUGAAACAAAUAUUUAUUUUUUACAUUAUUCAAUUAUAUUUAUUAUUGAUAAUUGUCAUAUUGAUUCAAAUAAUGAUAUUAUUUUAUUAUCAAAUAUAGCACGUGCAUUAAAUCGUCGACAUUCAAUACUUUAUUUACUUAUACAAUAUGAUAAACAAGAAAAAAAUUUAAAAUUAAUUGAAAAUUUUUUUCAUUUUAUAACAAUUAUGUUAAUUAAAAAAAUUCAAUAUUCAUUAAAACAUCCUAUUGAUAUAAAUCACGAUGAGAAUUAUGAUGAACAAUUUUUAACUAAUAUGCAAACAUAUUUAAUUUUACCUAAUUUAAAUCAUGAACAAAUAAAUACAAUUAAACAAUUACAAAUUUCUAUGAAUAUUAAUGAUGAUUAUCAAUGGAUAACUAAUAUGAAUAAACAAUAUAUACAAAUUGAUACAAUACUUAUUGAAUUAUUAUUAAUUUUUUUAGCUUAUUUUGAUUUUAAUAAUACAAUUAAUAAAACAUUAAAUAAUUUAGCUAAUUUACUUCAACAAUUUUUUCUUAAUACAAAUUCUACACCUUGUUUUACAACACUUAAACAAUUUAAUCCACCAAUACCUGUUAAACAAACGCAAGAAGAGACUCCAUCAAUUGAUGAUAGUGAAGGAAGUCAUUUUAAACAAUUUGCUAUAGAUGAUAUUGAUCCACCAGAAACAAAUCGUAAACGACGUUUAUCACAUUCAACAUUAACUGAAAAAGUUUUUAUAACAUCUUCAACAAAAACAAUUUAUCGUAUUGUUUCAAUAAAUAAUGAAAAUGAACAAUCAUUAUUUCUUUCCGAUGAUUUACAAUAUUUUAUAUUUAAAUCAAAUAAUUUUUCAUUAGUUAAACAAUGUAUUAAUCAAGCAUCUUUAUUAACAUGUUUAAAAAUGUUUAAAAUAUCUGUUCAAUCACAUGAAAAUAUUAAUUAUUUAUGUCAACGUUUAAAUCAAUUAAUUGAUUUAUCAUCAAAACAAAUUCAUACAUAUAUUAAACAAUCAUCAUUUAUACUUCCUUUAAUUAAUAGAUGGAUUAUUGAACAAUUACCAGAAGCUAUUAAACUUGGAGAAAAAUUAAAAAAAUUAUCAGAAAAAAAGAAAAAAUCUCAUAGUGUAUCGCAUGAUUCUAAUCAACAAUUAUCUGAUGCAAAAGUUUAUUUAAUACCAACAAGUUCCCGUAUAUCAUCAUCAAUAUCCGAUCAAAUUCAUUCGUUUAAUAAUCGUAUAAAUGAUUUAUGUACUAAAAAAUCUUCUUAUGAAAUUUCUAAUGAAAAUCAAAUGGAUAUGUCUGAUAUAAAUUUCAAUAUUCCAUGGAAAAAUUUAGAUGAAUGUGAAGAAUUACUUAAAUAUAUAAUUGAUAAAAAAACUUUAUCUAUAAAACGUCGUCAAUUACUUAUACAAAUACAACGAUUAACAAAUCGAUCUGAUGAAUAUCGUUAUCAAUUAUGUCAAACAAUAUUAAAAUGUUGUUUGUCAACAUCUAAAGAAGAAUUUUUUAAUAAUCUUCAUGAACAAUUUAAUAGUUCAUUUGUUUUAUUAAGUAUAUUAAUAAAAAAUAAAUAUUUCAAUGAUGAUUAUAUUAAAUUAUUAAAUCUAUUAGAAAACAAUGAUAAUAAUUCUAAUAAAAAUAUAUUUCAAUUAAAAAUCAAACAAUUAAAACGUAUGAUUAAUCAAUAUGAAGAAUUAAAAUUAACAACAAAACAAAAUCGAAAUUUAUUAACAAAUGAACAAAUUAAAAAAAAUUUAACUAUUGAUCAUAUGUUAAAUAUUUUAAGUAAUUAUAAUUCAUUAAAUGAUUGUAGAAUUGAAAGACAAUUUUAUAAAUAUUUUAUAUUAAAUAAUCAAUAUGAAGAUGAAUGUAAACAUUUAUUAAUGAAUGUACUUGUUGAAGCUGAAUAUAAAUUAUCCGAACCAACUAUUGGAAUGAUUUUAGAUCAAUUAGAAAAAAUGGAUUAUAAAUCUUCAAGAUCAUCGAAUAGUUCAAUAUAUGCAAGUCAUCAAUUAUUUUUUCAACGAACAGAUUCAUCAAUAUCUCAACGUUUAUUAUUAAAACAAUUUCUUCAUUCAUGUGAUUGGUCAACAAUUCUUAGUUGUAUAUAUGAUCUUCUAACAUUAAAUUCGACAAAUUCAUAUAUACGUUUAUCAAUAAAUCAUAUAAAUAUUAAUCAUCAUAAUCGUUUAAUACCAACACAUACAUUAAAACAAUCUCAAUGUUCAUUAUUAAAUCAUCGUGAUAGUACAUUAAUACUUGAUAUGUUAGAAGCAUUUAUAAAAUUAUCACCAUUAUGGUCUGGUAGAGAAUUUAAAAUGCUUGAACGUUGUCAUGAUGAAUUAUUAAUUAAUUUAAAUGAUCAACAUAUAUAUACAUUAAUUAUUUAUAUACUUGAUGAAGGUUAUCGUCGUUAUAUAUCAAAUGAAAAUCUUUAUGAACAAUAUCAAAAACGUUAUGAAACAAUAUUAUAUUAUUUAAUAAAAAAUUCUGAAAAAAAAAUUUUAUUUCAAAAUUGUUUAGAAAAAAUUUUUAUUGAUUUUGAUACAAUAUUAUGGAUAAAAGAUAUAUUAACAUCAUUUUAUUUAAUUAUAUAUAUAAAUCAAUCAGAUUUAUUUAAUGAAAAAUUUUAUUUAAUAUUACCAAAUUUAUUUUCUGAAUUAAAACAACAAUAUAAACAAAUUAAUUUUAUUAAUACAAAUUAUGAUUAUAUUAUACAUGAUUUAUUAAUACGUUUAAAUAGUUAUGAUUUAAUAUCGAUUGAAAAUUUUUAUGAAAUAAAUCUUUUAUUAAAACAAUAUGUAUCAAAAUAUCCAAUAUUAUUUUUACGUCAUUUAAAUAUAAUUAAAUUAGAUUUACAAUCACGUUUAUCAACAUUAACAAUUGAAGAAUUUAAUCGAAGAAAUUCAAGACAACGUACAUUUUUUCUUUCAUUAUUUGAUUUAAUUUAUCGUUUAAAACCAUAUAUAUAUGAUAAUAUAUAUGAAAAUGAUUUUCAAUAUAUUAUUGAUAUAUAUAUACGUUUAAUACAAACACAUUCAAAUAUAUUAAAUACAUGUACGAAACAAAAUAUAUUAAUAUUCAUUUCUAUACAUGAUUUAGUUUAUUUAAUUGAUAAAUUAUUAAAUUUAAUUUAUAAUUAUUUAUAUUCAACAAUACAUAAUAAUCAACAUAGAUCAUUAUUUAAAAUAUAUAAUAAUAAAUUUUUUGAAAAAAUUCAUGAAAAAAUACAAAUUAAUAAAGAAUUUUAUCAAUAUUUAAUGUCAAAUAAACAUAAUCUUAUUUUAUAUCAUCUUAAACAAUUAAAAAUACUUUAUGAAUCUAUUAGAAAUGAUGAUAUUACAGAUUCUACAAAUACGAUAUCCAAUGAAAUAAUUCCAUUUAAUGUUCGUCUUUGUUUGGUCGAUCGUUCAUUAUCCGAUAAUAAUUCUCAAAAACCAUCAUCAUCAUCCGAUUCUUCAAUACGUCAUAAAUUUCUUGAUAUACAAUAUUAUCGUAUGAAAUUGUCAAUGUCAAUUGAUGAAUAUACAUCAUCAAUUAUAAUUGAUGAUAUAUUAUUAACAUUAAAUGAAUUAAAAUCUCAUAUAGAUGAUGAUCUUUCAAUAGAUCAUAUUGUGUUAUUACGUGAUUCAUUAACAAAUUAUCUUUUAAAUGGUAAUAAACAAUUAAUUGAACAAACAUAUGAAUUUAUAUUAAAAUAUAUUGAAAAAUAUCCUCAACAUUCAUCAAUAUUCUAUUCAACAUAUAUUAAAUGUAUAUUAUCAAGAAAUUUAAUUGUUUUUCAAAUGGCUAUUGAACAUUUUUCACAUUUUAUUAUUUAUUUUCAAUCAAAAACUAAUGAACUUUUUUAUAUUAUACUUAAACAAGGUCUUAUUAAUAAAAUUGAUGUUACCCAAUCUAUAACACAAGCUAUACGUUUACUUAAUCUUCAUCGUUAUGAUCCAAUAACAUAUACUAAUUUAACAUCGACAAUACCAUCAAAAAUAGCACCAACGACAACGAUGGCGACGACAACAACUACGACUACAAAUGAUUGA
Rotaria sp. Silwood1 is the source of this 7671-nucleotide messenger RNA. Lineage: Eukaryota; Metazoa; Rotifera; Eurotatoria; Philodinida; Philodinidae. The record is from the annotation of a GenBank genome assembly.